GAAAGGCAGAACCUUACUUGAAUCUGCCAUUGCACUAACACAUUACUUGUUAUCUUCCCGUCAUGUUGAAUAUUUAGUUCCGCAGUGUAUUCUUUGGCACAGAUACGAUACUGAUUGACUGCAUCGGCGUCAAUACAGCGUGUACACGCGCCUCAUCUUGACUUGAUAUGGAUAACACCUCCAGCAAUAGAGGCAGCACCACCUUCCCUCAAUCCGUAUCUGACGAGAGCGCACCAGACACUUCCUUCCCAUCUACUUCAGUGGCUGCAGCUGCGCCAGAAUCAUCCACACUGGCUGUAAAGUUAUCCGAAGAUCCCGAAGGCCAAGUCCGUUCAGGGGACAAUGGCAGUAGUGAUGAUGGUCACGCCUCAUACCGCGAAGAUUUACGUCCAGCUUUGAAAGAAGGGGAACGUGAGUCUCGCGGACAGUCGCCAGCUAUUCGGCGGAGCCGAUCUGGUCGGCUAUUGCGAUCAACUGUCCAAUACGAUGAGCGGAGUAGUCGCAGUAGCAGUCCAGAUAACUCUGCCGAGCUACAAGGCUCUUAUGGGCGUCGAGCGCGAUCAUCACUCCACAAUCCGAGUGGCCAAUCGGAGGGUCAGGGUCACCCUGGUCGAUCUGAGCAGGAUUUGACAGCUCCUCGCCGUGACCCACCCGCAUCGACAGCCGAAGGAAAGCAGCGGCGUCCUUCGGAGGCCAGCGACAAUGACAAUGACAAUGACAAUGCCAACAAAGACAGCGAUAACCACAGGGUGUCUCAACAAGGCGACAGUAGCCACCAAGACGAGCAGUACGAGGAUGAGAAUCAAGACGAACUAGCAAGUGAGGAUGACCAGGAAGAUGAUGGGUAUGGGGAAGAGGGCGACGACGUUAACAACGAAGGGUCAGGGUCCAUUGAGACCAGCUCGUCUAGGAAUGAUGACGGGAGCGAACCGCUUGUGGUUUCCAUGUACGGCUCCCCCAGCUUAGUCAAGGUUCGUAGCAUGUUUAUUGACAAGCUGUUCAAGUAAGUGGCGCUUUGCAUUUUUUAUUUCAUAUGUGCGUGUGUAUGCUGAGAUGCACAUACUGCAUUUAGAGAUUACUAACCAGAAUCUACCUUUAC
Molecule: messenger RNA, 1099 nt
Organism: Gamsiella multidivaricata
Lineage: Eukaryota; Fungi; Mortierellomycota; Mortierellomycetes; Mortierellales; Mortierellaceae
Exons: 2
Coding region: 168-1007 (279 amino acids)
Source: RefSeq, a predicted model, not a curated record